UUUGGUUCGGAGAAGACAUAGUUGCAGAUGAAAAUACUCAUGAAACUCUCCCAACCCAAUCCCUCUGAAAGCAAAACGCGAUGAUGGACACUUUGUCUAUAUAGACAACACCUUUCUACCUUCCUUCUCUUCCUCCAUUUAUUAAUUCAGAAAAUUAAAUGGUACGGACACACCCACCUCCUUCAUUUCUACUCAUCUCAAUGAUCCUCUCGCACGGGUUCUAUUUCCAUUUUUAUAUUGUUUUUUAAUUAAUUUCAAUUUCCCAUCAUUUCAUCAUCCAUCACUUUUCUUCAAUUCUAGCUAGCUUCCAUCAAUCAUCACUUUUCCUUAAACAAUCAUAUUCCGGGUACAACUUCCCUUUCACCUCAUCCAUGUUAAAUUCUUAAUUACAUGUCCAGAUUGCUUUCCCAAUUUUAAGUGUCACUGAGAGAAGAAGAACGAAACAUGGCGACGUACUUUCAUGGAAGCGCUUCUGAAAUUCAACCUUCUGCGGAUGGCUUGCAAACGCUUUACCUUAUGAACCCGAGUUACGUGCCCUACCCCGACGCGCCGCACCACCCAACGCUCCUCGUCAAUCCCAACGCGCUCGGACACGCGAGUCUCCCCCACGCGCCGCCAGUGUCGCCUAGUCAGCAACAGCAGCACCACGUGAUUCACGGCGUCACCAACAUCCUCGGAUCCGCCAGCUCAGAGGACCACACGCGACCGUCGCUGUUCGGGGAAAAUAUCGCCGCCUUCCACGGCUUCUCCGCCGCCCCUCGCGUUCAGUAUAACCUGUGGGGCUCGGUGGCUGAUCAACCGGCGACGCCUUCGAGCAGCUCCGGCGGCGGCGGAUUCCGGCGGCCGAGUCAGCAGGGGUUGUCGCUCAGCCUCUCGUCACAGCAAACGGCGUAUAGAACGGUUUCCGGCGAGAUUGACGUCACCGGCCACGGCCUCGUCGGCGGAAUUGGAAACUCUCCGGCGUCGGCGUCGGCGUCGACCGGAGUUAUUUUGGGGUCGAAGUAUUUGAAAUCCGCGCAGGAGCUUCUGGAAGAAGUUGUUAACGUGGGAAAGGGAAUCUACAAAGAGGAAAAAUUCGCAGAGAAGAAAGCGAAUAGAGAAUCUACAAAUUCUGGGGCAGGUGGUGGUGACGGUUCAAGUGGUGGAGGAGAAAACAGUGCAGGAAAACAAGUGGUUGAACUCAGCACUGCUCAGAGGCAAGAACUUCAGAUGAAGAAGUCCAAGCUUGUCACCAUGCUCGAUGAGGUGGAACAAAGGUACAGGCAGUAUCACCACCAAAUGCAAAUUGUAGUAUCAUCAUUUGAGCAGGCAGCGGGUUAUGGGGCGGCAAAGUGUUACACUGCUCUUGCCCUAAAGACUAUCUCGAAGCAAUUCCGAUGCCUUAAAGAUGCAAUCUCUGCACAAAUAAAAGCAACGAGUAAGACAUUGGGUGAAGAUGAUUGCUUAGGAGUUAAAGUGGAAGGGUCGAGGCUUAGGUUUGUUGAUCACCAUCUUCGCCAACAAAGGGCACUGCAACAGCUUGGAAUGAUUCAGCCCAAUGCAUGGAGGCCACAGAGAGGCUUGCCUGAACGAGCUGUUUCCAUUCUUCGUGCUUGGCUUUUUGAGCAUUUCCUUCACCCCUAUCCAAAGGACUCGGAUAAAGUUAUGCUUGCUAAACAAACUGGACUUGCUAGGAGCCAGGUCUCAAACUGGUUCAUUAAUGCCCGAGUUCGGCUGUGGAAGCCAAUGGUUGAAGAAAUGUACUUGGAAGAAAUAAAGGAUCAUGAACAAACAAAUGGUUCAGAAAACACCAGAUCAAAAGAAUCGAACAAAGAGAUGGGUUCAAACGCAAAUGUUGCACCAGAAUCUAGUGCCAUUAAACUCGAUCAUCUCCAAUCAAAGCAAGAAAGCUUCAACAACCAAAACACUUCUCCAACCGAGUUCUCAACAAACUCUUCCGUGGGAGGAUCCCUUCAAUCCCACUCUGGUUUCCAUCUUGCAGGAUGUUCUGACAUGCAAAGAAGUCCAAACAAACCAAGAAGUUCAGAAAUAUUGCAAAACUCUCCAAGUAGUAUUCUUUCGGUGGACAUGGAAAUGAAGCAUGGAGAUCAUGCAAAUACUAGAGAAUCCAACACAAGGUUCGGCAUUGAAAGGCACAACAAAGAUGGAUACCCUUUGAUGAAUGGCAAUGCAAACAAUGGUGGUGGUUUUGGAGCCUUCACCAUGGACGACAUUGGAAGCAGAUUCAAUGUCACUACUGAGCAACUAGCUUCAAGGUUACAUGGAAAUGGUGUUUCACUCACACUAGGACUUCCACACGAUGAGAACCUCUCUAUCUCAGGAACUCAACAUGGAUUUCUCUCGCAGAAUAAUAUUCCUUUGGGAAGGAGGCUUGAGAUGGGAACGAAUGGAAAUGAGUUUUGUGCUAUCAACACUACUCCACCACCUUCUUCUCACUCUGGUACCACUUAUGAGAGCAUUGACAUUCAAAACAGAAAGAGGUUUGUUGCUCAGUUAUUGCCAGAUUUCGUGGCCUAAGAACUGAUGUCUAUCUAGCUAGCUAGCAAAAAUAUUCGAUAGUUUAUGAGAAAAAUGAUCUUAGAGUUAUGAGUGUUUCUCUAAACACGCUAAUUAACUUGGCAGAAGACUUGGCUAGCUACCCAAGAAAAGAAAUCGAGAGGUAUAUAUAUAUGUUGUUUUCACAUACAAAGUCACUAGUCAUGAAUUGUACCGUCAUUAUUCUGGUAUACUGAAAUUCCUGCAUGUAAAGAUUGGAUAGUAGUAUAGGAUUAUACUUGCAGAAAUUUAAGUUAGCUUAAUAAUUAUAGGAUUUAUAAUGUUGGGGAGGGUAUAUAUAUUGUAUAUGGUGUUGGAUGUAGCCAGUUACGUACUAGGAUUUGAAUGAUUUCGAUCUUGAGAGUUAUUUGGGUAUAGAAGAAUAAGCAUUGUUUUGCUAAAUUAAUUAUUCCUCCAUGUAAUUUUUGUUUCAUGUGCAUUUGCAUUUGCAUUUGCCUUUGAUAUAACUAGUGGGUGAAAGUGGAAAAUCGUGGAAGACAUGCAUGAGAGGGAAUAUAUGGAAGUGCGUAAUAUUUGGACGCUUUCAUUCAUACAGUUAUAGAGUAAGAUAAUUGAGUGAAUUAUAGAUUUCA
Molecule: messenger RNA, 3128 nt
Organism: Cajanus cajan (pigeon pea)
Lineage: Eukaryota; Viridiplantae; Streptophyta; Magnoliopsida; Fabales; Fabaceae
Product: BEL1-like homeodomain protein 1
Biological process (GO): regulation of DNA-templated transcription
Molecular function (GO): DNA binding
Source: RefSeq, a predicted model, not a curated record